Molecule: messenger RNA, 1713 nt
Organism: Ambispora leptoticha
Lineage: Eukaryota; Fungi; Glomeromycota; Glomeromycetes; Archaeosporales; Ambisporaceae
Source: the annotation of a GenBank genome assembly
AUGGAAAAACCAACGAUCUCUGUUUAUACUGCAGCACAUACCGUCGACUAUCUCGGCCACUCUCAUGAAUGGACAGAAACCGAAGUAGUAUACACUUUCGCUGAAGUCAAAAAAGAAUUAGCUGCAUUCAAAUCAAAAUGUCGGGAGGAACAUGAAACAGACAAAUACUUGGCCAUCGUAGCAAAACACGAAGAAAUCGAACGCAGAAAAGCUAUCAGAGCUCAACGUAAACAACUGCAACAACAAAAUGCCGGCAAUGAGAAAUCGGAAGCGUCGCCAAUGAAAACCAACGCAAAUCCUUUCUCGUCCGCUACUCCACUCGUCGAGAAGAGAGUGAACGCUGCCGGUCAAACGGUCACAAAAAAAGUCAAAGACCCUCUAAAGAAAUUGCAACGCGAGGAAUGGUUACAAGAAAAACGUUUAUUACGACAAGAAAAUGCGAUCUGGCGCCGUAUGGGCGUUGUAAAAAGUGGAAGAUUGGUUUCCCCGCAAUCUUUGAACUGGCAAAAAGAAAGUGACGUGUUAUGGUUGUUCGGUCCCUUGUAUCAACCUGAGGAGGAAGAACAACAGCAAAAUUUGGAUGAAGAUGAGGACACCAAAAGCUCCACUAUCGAUGGCAUUCCAAAUUACACCUCACCAAUCAAACCCGCUCUCAAAAAACAUGUCGAGCACUCGCCAAUUGAAGAUUUGCUCACCUACUACAAAUGCUCGAAGGUACUAAACAAGGAUAAAUCAGUUACCAGCGUCGGUCAUCCAUACAAUUUCGACGCCGCGGAAUAUUCGUCUUCAUCGGAAGAAUCCGAUGUUACGGAUGCGGAAGACUCGGAUAGCGGAUCCAGCUCCGAUUCGUCGACUGGUUUUCCAGAUCAUUCACAAACUCGUCGUAACACUAUGCCGGUACGCAUACCAAAGAACAAAAAAUCAUUGAGAUUCAGCAGCAAAUUGGAGCAAGUUCAUUAUUACGCUCCAACAAAUUAUACGAAACCGCCUACGAGACGACGAUCCACGAAAAAGAAUUUAAUCGAUGAAGAUGAGGAUGAACCGGAGAAGAUUCCACCAAAGGGUGGCGCUGGCGUGGCAAUUGGCAUUAAAGGCGUCGGAAUGAUGGACAGCUGCAAUGACUAUAACCAAAUCUUUAAAUGGGCGAAAUCUCAGGUCAAGGAUUCUGGUUCAUAUAGUCUUUUCUGCGAAGACAAAAAAGGUGCUAGUAUCGUUCCAGACAAUAGUCCGAUCGCCGCUUAUCAAGCCACAAUGGACGCCAUCGCAAAGAAAACUGCUGCGGCUAGUCACAUGACAACCGACGCCACCACUAAUGGAGCAAUGGAAUAUCAAAAGAUGUUGGCCGCUGCCAGAGUAUCAUCAAUGCAAUCAACCACUCGCAGAAGACAAUCAACACAAUACAGCAAACCAAUCUACGACGCUGAACUUUUGUCUGAUGACGAUGAUGAUGAAAGUUUCUCCACCAAUAAUAAAAAAUCAUCGAAUAAAACUGUCGACAAACAAGAAAAAGAAGUCGACCCAUUCUGUCCUCCCCCAGUUGUCGAAGAUCUCGACAAAGACGCGUCAAAAAAUGCAAGCAUCGUAGCAAGAUGUGUAAAUAUUGCCGAGAAUGCUAAAGAUGUUGUUAUGCAGCUUUUUUUUGCUUGUUUACUUUUGGGAACGGUUUCGAGUCUUUGGAUCCGUACACCUUAUCAAAUUUUUUCUUUAAUAUAG